AUGAGGAAGCACGGCUGGAACAGUUUCAAGGAUUUAAUUUUCAGAAAUCCUGCAGUUGUCGACCAGGAUCCAUAUGUGGAUGAUGGGGAUGAGAACACUGAACGUGGGAACUGGGCCAGCAAAAGGGAGUACAUCCUCUCUACCAUCGGCUAUGCUGUUGGACUGGGAAAUAUCUGGAGAUUUCCAUAUUUGGCCUACAAGAAUGGAGGGGGUGCCUUUCUCAUCCCCUACUUUGUGAUAUUGGUGGUGACUGGAAUCCCUCUUUUCUUCCUGGAGAGUGCCUUCGGUCAAUUUUGCAGCCAAGGUCCAAUCAACAUAUGGAGAGCAGUGCCUAUACUACAGGGUGUUGGCAUUGCCAUGGUAAUGGUGACUCUAAUAGUGUCAAUUUACUACAACGUCAUCAUCGCCUACAGUCUUUACUACAUGUUCGCCUCCUUCCAGUCUCCUCUGCCGUGGGCCAGCUGCUUCAGCUGGGCUGACAGUAGCUGCAGCAACACGCCUAUAGUGUCUUGUAAUGUAAGUGGUGUUUUAGUGGCCAACUGGACUCAGGAAAACAGCACUUGUCCUUCAUCCAACAUGAUCGCAGUUUCUGUGCAGAGUCCGAGUGAACAGUACUGGGACCGUGUGACUCUGCAGAGAUCCAGCGGUCUAGAUGAAACUGGACCAGUAGUUUGGCACUUGGCGCUCUGUCUGCUGCUGAGCUCCGUGCUUGUUGCUGCAGCGCUCAUCAGAGGCAUCAAGUCGUCAGGAAAAGUUGUUUAUUUCACUGCUACAUUUCCUUACGUGGCGAUUUUGAUCCUGCUGAUCAGAGGUGCGACACUAGAGGGAGCGAGAGAUGGGAUCGAGUUCUACAUUGGUUCCCAAUCUAAUCUGACUAAACUGGCUGAAGCGCAGGUCUGGAAAGAUGCAGCAACUCAGACCUUCUACUCUCUCUCGAUUGGCUGGGGUGGAGUCAUGACUCUUGCUUCCUAUAACAACUUCCACAACAAUGUGUUCAAGGACUCCUUUAUAGUUACACUGACUAAUGCAGGCACCAGUGUGCUUGCAGGCUUUGCCAUUUUUUCAAUUUUGGGUCACAUGGCUCACAUCUACAAAAUGCCUGUUGGACAGGUUGUCAAGGAAGGGUUUGGCCUUGCAUUCAUUGCUUAUCCAGAUGCUUUGUCUAAGCUUCCCAUUUCCCCACUGUGGUCCAUUUUGUUCUUCUUCAUGCUUCUGACUGUUGGCCUUGACUCUCAGUUUGCAGGAAUUGAGGUGAUCACCACCUGCCUGUUAGAUGCCUUCCCUAAAAUCUUCAAAUCCAAACGUGCCUUAUUGACUUUAAUUACAUCUGCCAUCCUCUAUCUCCUUGGCCUACCAUGUGUCACACAGGCCGGAAUAUACUGGGUGAGUCUAAUCGACCAGUUUGUUGCCAGCUGGGUGCUCCUAAUUCUGUCCCUCUUGGAGAUCAUUGGUGUCUGCUACAUAUAUGGAGGGAACCGUUUUAUUAAAGACAUUGAGAUGAUGCUUGGAAAUAAGAGUUUCGCUUUCUGGCUGUGGUGGAGAGCAUGUUGGUUCUUCAUUAGCCCCUGCAUCAUUGUGGCGAUCCUGAUCUGGUCUCUGAUGACAUUUACACCACCUUCCUAUGGAGCAGUCCAGUUCCCAGUCUGGGGCUUGGCUCUGGGCUGGUGCAUGGCUGUAUUCAUCCUAAUCUGGAUCCCUGUCAUCGCUGUGUAUAAACUGAUGACAGCAAAUGGAAGCCUCUGGAAGCGUCUGAAGUCAUUGUGUUCUCCAUCUGAAGAAUGGCAUCCCUACCUGGAUGUCCAUCGAGGAGAACGCUACUCAGAUGAACGCUGCCGCUGCAGAAAGAACCAUAAAAACGCACCAGAAGUAAAUGUCGAUGUCAUCUCUAGCUCAUGGCUCUGA
This is a messenger RNA of Xiphias gladius (swordfish), 1902 nucleotides long. RefSeq names its product solute carrier family 6 member 14 (gene slc6a14). The coding region runs from base 1 to 1902 and encodes 633 amino acids. The record is from RefSeq and is a predicted model, not a curated record. NCBI's taxonomy places the organism in Eukaryota, Metazoa, Chordata, Actinopteri, Istiophoriformes, Xiphiidae. Gene Ontology annotation, cellular component: membrane. Gene Ontology annotation, biological process: sodium ion transmembrane transport. Gene Ontology annotation, molecular function: L-proline transmembrane transporter activity. The transcript is spliced from 15 exons.